Messenger RNA from Plasmodium berghei ANKA, 1647 nucleotides. RefSeq names its product conserved protein, unknown function. Lineage: Eukaryota; Apicomplexa; Aconoidasida; Haemosporida; Plasmodiidae. The transcript has a single exon. The record is from RefSeq and is a predicted model, not a curated record. Bases 1 to 1647 code for a protein of 548 amino acids.
AUGGCGUUUUUUUCGAAAAAUGUAGGAAAUUUUAUAAAAAUAAGAAAAUCAAAAUUCGGAAAAUUUAAAAACUUUGGAUCAUACAACAAACAAAAUUAUAUAUAUAAUCAAUAUGAUAAUUUACUAAAUAUAGGAAAUAAAAAACCUGAUGAAAUAAUCAAUUUGUUAGAUGAAUUGUGUAAAGAGAAAAGGUGUGACACUGAAUUAAUAAAAUGCAUUACUGAUCACAUAUACGAUUUUAGUGAUGAUUUUUUUUGUCCACAAUUAAUAAAAAUAUUGGAAAAUUAUGUAAAAUUAAAAUAUUCUGAUGAAACAUUAUUAGGAAUUGUAUGUAAUAGAAUAGAAGAUUUAGUUAGUUUAAAAUCAUGUAUAAGAACAAAAAAUAUGAUAAAUAUUUAUAAACAACUAAAUUUGCAUCAUCCAGUAGUUAAAAUACCAUUACUAUCUCAAUUAAAUGAUAAUAUAAAUGAAUAUAAAAAUGAGCUUGUUUCAAUUGUUAAAAACAUAUCUUACUUAUAUGUUGACAAUUAUACUACCAAUAAUAUUCUGAACAGAUUAAUUGUGAAUUCAGAAUAUUAUCAGAAAGACCUUUUUACAAUUUUUGAAGGAAUAAGCAGAUUAAAUGAAUGUGAAAAUAUUAAUACUUUUAUUGAAAUAGUUAACAAAAAAAUAAAACAUUUAGAAAGUAAUAAUAUAUGUUGUAAUUUAAAAGAUUUUAUAAAAUUUUUUAGUGCAUAUAAAAGGUUAAAUAUAAAUCAGUCUACAUAUUUACAUUCGCAAUUUGAAAAAAAAAUAGAUAACAUAAAAUUAAUAUCACAAAAUAAUAUUUCAUACAUUUUACUCGCAAUGCUAUCAUCUAAAUUUCGCCAUCAAAAAUUGUCUGAAUUGAUCAUAAUAAAUAUCGAAAAUUAUGUAGGAAAUCUUGACAACAAAAUAAUGAAUGCUGCAUAUGAGAAAAUAUAUAUCAAUUUUUUUAGUUCAGAAAAUACGAUUAGAAAACAUUGUAAUAAUUAUAUAUUGAAUUAUUUACCUUUUCAUAUACUUCUUUUAACAUUAUUAAACUAUGAUAAUAAUAGCAAUGUUUUGGCCUAUUUAAUAGGUAUAUGUAUAAAUGAAUAUAUAGAUUUAUAUGAUAUAUCAAAUUUAGUAAAAAUUUUAUAUUCAUACACUAUUUUAGAUAUAAAUAAAAAAAAAUCAAAUAAAAUGAAAACCAAAGAAUAUGAAAAUAAUAUUAUAAAAAUAUUUUCAGCACUUGAAAAUGUCUACAAAAGUGCCAGUACGAAUGACAUAAAAAUUUUAUAUAAUUGUUUUUUAUAUAAUAAAGAUAUAAUUGAAAAAAAAGAAAAAUUAAAAGAAAUAUUUUCAGAUUUAUUAAAUUAUGAACCUUUAACAUUAUUACCAUCUUCUUAUUCAGAUUUAAAUUUUCAAGAUCUUGAAAUUGUCAAAUAUGCUAGCACAUCUUAUUUAAAAAAUAAUAAAAAUAAUAAAAUUUUUUUAUAUCUUAACAAAAAUGAUUUUUAUUCCACUAAUGAUUAUAUUUAUGACAAUUUAAUUGUUAGUGUUAAAUUCAAAAUAAGCCUCCUCAAAAAAAAAUUUGGGCAAAAUCAAGUUAAUAUAAUUUACGAAAAUCAAUCCCUAAAAUGUUAA